CGCAUGAGGAUACUGUUCAAAAGGAGAAUUUUAGGGUUUUUCCCUCUCCCCAGGCAGCAGAUGAUCCUUUUCCUUCGUUGCUGCAGCUGCAGGCUCUGGCUGCUCCCUGCCUGCCUGUGCUGAGCAUCUCCCUCCACACCAACUUCCCGGGAAAACCCUUCAUGCAGCUGCCAUGUGGGGCUCCCCGGGGCCCAUCCCGCUGCUCCUGCUGCUCGCUGCGCUCCCCGUGCUCGCGGCACUGAAGGUGACCCCAGCCGUGCACUACACCAAGCCCAAACCUUCCCAGCUGGCGGCCUCCGCCGCCUCUGUCCCGGGGAAAGCCCCAUUCCCAGCAGCGCCGGGCAGAGCCGAGCUCCCCACGCUCUUCCCCUGGGAGAAUUCCACGCUGGACUCGGCCGAGUUCUUCUUCAACUGCUGCGACUGCUGCCCGCCCGCCGCGGGGCCGCGGGGCCGGCCGGGCCCACAGGGCCCCCCAGGUCCCAAGGGGGAGAAGGGAGAUGCUGGGCUGCCAGGGCUGCCGGGAACUCCUGGUCCUCAAGGUCCAAAAGGAUCUAAAGGAGAAAAAGGAGGAAAAGGGGAGCAAGGGGAGCGAGGAGUGAGUGGAAACCCCGGUUAUCCAGGGAAACCUGGGCCGCAAGGUGAAGCCGGAGCCAAAGGCAAUAAGGGCAGCUACGGCUUCCCUGGACUGAAGGGACAAAAGGGGGCUAAAGGGGACACCUGUGACAACGGGACCAAAGGAGACAAAGGGGACAGGGGGGAUCCUGGAGAGCCGGGAGCGGGCGGGGAACAGGGAGACAAGGGGGAAAAGGGGGACACGGGGGAAAAGGGAUACUGUGGGGAGCCAGGUGGGAGAGGGGCCAAGGGAGACAGAGGGGAAGGGGGCACCAAGGGGGAAAAGGGCAGCAAAGGGGACACGGGCACUGAGGGCAUCCGGGGGGCGGAUGGCAGACAGGGAGAGAAGGGCGAGCAGGGCUGCAAGGGUGACAAAGGGGACCUGGGCCCCGUGGGCACGGCGGGCCCCAGCGGGCCCAAGGGCGACCCUGGCACCAAGGGCGACCGCGGCGGCCCGGGCAGGAAAGGCUCCCGCGGGGCCAAGGGUGCCCGUGGGGACGUCCCCAAGCCCCCGCGCUCGGCCUUCAGCGCCGGCCUGUCCAGGCCCUUCCCUCCUCCCAACGUGCCCAUCAGGUUUGACCGCGUGUGGUUCAACGAGCGCGACGAUUACAACCCCGCCACGGGCAAGUUCAACUGCAGCGUGCCCGGCGCCUACGUCUUCUCCUACCACGUCACCGUGCGCGGCCGCCCCGCACGCCUCAGCCUCGUGGCCAGCAGCAGGAGGGUAGCCAAGGCCAGGGACACCCUCUACGGGCAGGACAUCGACCAGGCCUCCUUCCUGACCAUCCUCAAGCUGAGGGUGGGGGACCAAGUGUGGCUGGAGGUUGGGAAGGACUGGAACGGGCUCUACGCCGGCGCGGAGGACGACAGCGUCUUCACGGGGUUCCUGCUGUACCCUGAUGGUUUUGAGGUUGUGCUAUAAGUUUAUAGCGUGAAGAUAAUACUGAGGAACAUCUUUUCCCUCUGCUGUGAGAGGAGAAAAGGGUAGCACGUUGGUUUAGCUGUUAUUUCCGUGAUAUUUGAACAAAAAUGUUUCUAUUUGCAAGGUAUGGAUUAGUUUGAAGAAGUCGCACGUCCUUUGUUCGUUGUCCAAACAGCAGCAGGACAAGCACGGGGAGGGCAUUUCCCAUCACAGUUUGUAAUAAGCAUAUUCAUGUCAUGGAAUGGAACUCCCUUCCCAGCUCCUGCAGUCCUUGCAUGGUCCAAACCCCUCUAGGAAUCAGUUGUGAUCACCUCUGAUUUCACUAAAAAUGCUACAGUUUGAUUUAUAGAGCUCAGCCAGAUGGGAACAUGAGCAGUAGGUUCCUUGAAAUCACCUGAAAAGAUUUAAAGUUCUUCUCUCAUUGAAUCAGUAUUAUUUAGUGCUUUAGUCUUGGUCAUGAAUUGUAUAAAAAUUUGUCUAAAAGAGUAUUAGAUCAGUGUAAAAACCCUCCUAACUGUUGGUCUUAAAAAUAAAUCUGAAACUUUCAAAAGUAGCUGAGAGAUGAAUAUUUUACCUUAUUGGCCUACUCACACCUCCAGUUUCUGAGCCUCUGAUGCUGUGGGAUCAUCCUUGGGCAGCCAGGAACAGAUUUUGGAACCCACUCGAGGUUUUGUGAUGGCCCAGAGGGUCUGAGGGCACAUUAAAAAAGCCUCACGGAGACCAUUUCACCAGAAAACCUUAAUCCAAGCUGUUUUCCACCUUAAAAAUGUUGAAGUGUAAAAAAAAACCCCUCAUUUUGAUCUGGUUUUCCUCAUUUUUCACGCCGUGGCAGAAUGACAAUGGAUUGAUUGAGGAUGUGCUUUGUCUCAUUAUGGAGCCCUGCUAAAAAAAAAAUGGCAAAAUAUUUGUUCCCUUUCACUUCUGCUUCUAUUAGCAGGGAUUUGUGUGGUAAAACUGUCUCCUCUUCAGGCUGCAGUGAAGCAUUUUGACACUGGUGGAAGAAAAUAAAUGCUCAGGGUUCUAAUCAGGCGAGCAGCUCUUGUCAAUUAUUAUGAAAAAUUAUUCCAAGCUGACACAAGGCCAUAAAAACACCCCUUUUCUGGUGUGUUCCAUGGUUUUUAAUCAAAUAUUCCACAGAUUAACACUUAAUUCCAUGAUUUUAGUGGCAGGACUGGGUUUUUUAACCAGAGGAACAGCAGCAGCAGCAGCAGCAGCACUUUGCUUCUCCCUGUGCUUCCUGCCCUGGCUUUGGGGCUUUCUAGGUGCUCUGUGUUGCCAAGCCACUGUUCCCAUCAGGAAUCUCCCCAGCUGAGCUGUGUUUGCCCCGGAACGAAGCAACACGAUAAUCCAAAUUUCUGCAUUUCAGCUGAAAUAGGCCUUGGUUUUUUUGGGAAUUCUGUAGCUUUACUUGCAGCUGCUUGGCUGCUGAAAGGUUUUCCUUUUUGAAAGGAGGGAAAACACCUUUUGAUUGGAGUUAAAGGGGAUUAUGGUGUGAGCACUGCCGGUUUUCCAGUGGUUUGUAAAAUGCUGGAGCUGCUUAAUAGGGAAUAUUUAUGGUGGUGUUCUCUAGGUAGAGCCACUGGUGUUCAUUCCCAGGAAAAGCUCUGCCACAGUUCUGUGUGCCCUGUCUGAAAGCUGCAGUUUCACCAAUAUUCCUUGAAAAACUUUCAGGCUGGAAGUGUCUGCACCAGGAAAAGAUUCAAUGUGGAAACAAGAAGGGUUUGCUGCUGGGUGGUUUUCUAUUAAUAUCAUCUGUUAGAUUCCUAAACUUAGAUGUGGAUAUUAAAAGUUUCCAAGUCUAUU
This is a messenger RNA of Corvus hawaiiensis (hawaiian crow), 3337 nucleotides long. It is a transcript of the gene OTOL1, whose product is annotated as otolin 1. The transcript is spliced from 5 exons. The coding region runs from base 173 to 1534 and encodes 453 amino acids. The record is from RefSeq and is a predicted model, not a curated record. Gene Ontology annotation, molecular function: protein binding. NCBI's taxonomy places the organism in Eukaryota, Metazoa, Chordata, Aves, Passeriformes, Corvidae.